AUGGCAGGAAUGAACAGUGGUGCCACACGAUAUGACAGUAAUAUCGGUUCCUAUGGUGACGGCCGCGGUGUUACCCGUGGGUUUACGCAACGAGACACAUCUGGUAUCACUGAGAAGCGAAUCUGUGUUGUUACCAUAUUGGACGCUGUUGACCUCACUUCAAUCAACCCGCAUGACCAUCACAACUUGAGUGAAAGCAAAGUGAGACUAUAUCCUUCCUUUCCCAGCCUUGAAGCCAUUAAGCGAAGGUUCUCUCGGUUGUUCACUUCACUCUUCCAAGUCAACAACUCCCCACCUGAGAGGAGUUUAAUGGUCUGGGAGUUGAGGAAUACAAAGACUCACGGCGAGAUGUGUAGUCUAACCAUGCUUUUGAUGAUCUCCAUGGUUGGCCUUCCGUAUAAGACCAUGCACUCACCUGAAACAAACUCCCGUGGAAAAACACAAGGAACAAGCGCCAGAACUCCAACGGAGCUUGCUUUGCCUCAGAAUUAUGCGAAGCUCGUAGAAGCUCGGAGAAUAUUCAUGGGAGCCCCGAUCAACUCAAUUCCUCCGGGGCCAAGGUCGGGAAAGGAAGAAAUGAGGAUUUUGCAUGGACAUCCCUGGAAUUCUCCCCGGAUUCAACAGGGGCCGCCAUGCCAGCGUCAAGCUUUUACUCCGCAUCCGGCAAAAGUUGAAGAGGAGAAAUGCAAUUGCGGAUGUUGCCAAGUGCGCAAACAAGACGCCAUCAUCUUUGGGGGCUGA
Uncinocarpus reesii 1704 is the source of this 741-nucleotide messenger RNA. RefSeq lists its product as uncharacterized. The record is from RefSeq and is a predicted model, not a curated record. Bases 1 to 741 code for a protein of 246 amino acids. The transcript has 5 exons. Lineage: Eukaryota; Fungi; Ascomycota; Eurotiomycetes; Onygenales; Onygenaceae.